This is a messenger RNA of Elgaria multicarinata webbii, 1811 nucleotides long. It is a transcript of the gene CETP, whose product is annotated as cholesteryl ester transfer protein. Gene Ontology annotation, cellular component: high-density lipoprotein particle. Gene Ontology annotation, molecular function: triglyceride binding; cholesterol binding; phosphatidylcholine binding. Gene Ontology annotation, biological process: high-density lipoprotein particle remodeling; phosphatidylcholine metabolic process; triglyceride transport. NCBI's taxonomy places the organism in Eukaryota, Metazoa, Chordata, Lepidosauria, Squamata, Anguidae. The record is from RefSeq and is a predicted model, not a curated record.
AUGGUUGGGCUCAGCCAACACAAGAAACGAGCUGUGGAGAAUGUGUUGUGCAGGACCUGGGAAGACUAUCUCAGGAAACAGAUUCACAGUAACAAUGAGUAUCCAGUGUUAGUCAAGGAAGCAGGUCACGUCCUGCCCAAGAAGAACAGAGCCACGGGGGUGUACAGAUGGCCCGUGCCCUUUUCAGUGAGGACAGGAAGAGGCUGGGAGACUCCUUGGAUUCGCAGCUCCAGUGAAUCCAGCUCUGGGAAUUCGUAGGGGAUGAUGGACAGGAUGAUGGUGAUUUUAGCGGCUCUGCUCAGCAGAUCUUUUGCUUGCAACUUUGAGCCAUCCUCCUUCAACGACACAGGGAUCGUGGUCAGAAUCACCAAGUCAGCUGCGCUCGUGUUGAACGAGCAAACGGCUCACGUAAUUCAAGCAGCCUUUCGACAUGCAGACUACACAGAUAUUAAAGGGGAGAAGUCCAUGAGGUUUCUUGGCAAAAUUGCCUAUGAAUUAACAAACAUCCAUAUUAAUGACCUGUCCAUAGAAAACACUGAGGUCAACUUCAAAGAGGAUGAUGCCAUUGACAUUGCAAUCUGGAACGUCUCAGCCUCGUUCAAUGGAACCCUAAGCUAUGGAUACGUGGGUGCAUGGCUGGUGGAAUAUAUCCAUGAAAUUGACUUUGAAAUCGAAGCCUCCAUCGAUCUCCAGAUAAACAUGAAAAUGACGUGUGAAAAGGAGCGCUUGGCAGUGGACACCUCAGACUGCUACCUGACUUUCCACAAGCUGACCCUGCAUCUGCAAAGAGACAAAGAUCCAGGAUGGCUAAAACAGCUUUUUACAAAUUUCAUCUCGUUUACCUUGAAGCUAGUUCUCAAAAACCAGGUGUGUAAAGAAAUCAACUUCCUUGCUCAGCUGCUGGCUGAUUUUUUUCAAGACUCAGCAGCAUUUUUUCUCCAAGAUGAGGAUAUAAGACUGGCUAGUUCUCUGGUGUCAUUUCCAGGAGUAAAAGCAAAUUACAUAGAAUCAUAUCAUAAGGCAAUCCUCCUGUACAAGAACUAUUCCAGGGACUUCCAUGACUCUCCGUUCACACCAUCUCUCCUGGCGGAAUCCCGAAUGCUCUACUUCUGGAUUUCAGAACAUGCCAUCAGCUCUGUGGCUUUAGCAGCCUUUCUAGAUAAACGUCUAGAAUCAACCAUCACAGGAGAAGACUUAAAGGAAAUGUUUGAAAGUGAGGAGAUGAGAACUCACCAGGACACUGUGCGUGAGAUUUUUCGAGGCGCCUCCUACAAUGACUCCAUGGCUAAGGUGUGGAGUGUGGAUCCUCCCCAGAUCACCCUUGAGCCCGAAGGGGCUGUGGUGAAAUCGUCUGUGGCUGUGGAACUCACCAUUCCUUCACAGGGAGGAGAGCCCUCUGCAGUUCUGUAUUUUGAAAAGGAUGUCACCACCACCAUCCAAGCUUCCUCUGUGCAAAAAAAGCUGAUCCUGCAUCUGUCUCAUGCCACGAUACAGCCCAGAAUGUUAAAGUGCUCCCCUGAUAUAGCUGUGAGUAAUGCAACUCUGGGGCACGUUUUGGAGAAAAUCGUUUUGGUUUCUGGAAUCCCAGAAGUGAUGUCAAGAAUUGAGCGAACUCUAACCUCCCUGGUGAUGAGCAAAGGACUCGACCUGUUAGAAAUCAAAGAUCUUGAGAUAAUAACCCAAAAGGGAUACCUCAUUAUCCAGGUGGACUUUGAUUUCCCGCACCAUUUGCUCAUCGAUUAUCUUAAGAAAACCCUACAGAACAAUCCCCAGGAAGAAAGUAAAUAACCUGUCAUCUUCGACGGAUUUCC